AUGGAUGACGCCAGCCACAAGAACCACCGGUUCUACCGUCAUCGAGACAAGGAGGAGUCCAUAAGCACCCGGUGUCUGCACAAGCAACACCCCCGUCGACAUGUGAUCUCGGCCACUCCUCCCCGGUCUCGCCAAAAGGCAGAGUUCAACUUGAUGGUGUUUACAUCAUACCGGGCAAUCAACAUGGGCACACACGGCAACUACUGUGUAACCGACAGCUCCGAAGAUCCUGAUCAACGAUCUGCGCCCUUUAUUUACGUCAGCUUCAACCAGGAAAGCUCUCUGAAAUAUCGCCAAGUCCUCUCGAUCUGUGCUGCCUGA
Molecule: messenger RNA, 321 nt
Organism: Aspergillus sclerotioniger CBS 115572
Lineage: Eukaryota; Fungi; Ascomycota; Eurotiomycetes; Eurotiales; Aspergillaceae
Exons: 1
Coding region: 1-321 (106 amino acids)
Source: RefSeq, a predicted model, not a curated record